Molecule: messenger RNA, 4590 nt
Organism: Ruditapes philippinarum (Manila clam)
Lineage: Eukaryota; Metazoa; Mollusca; Bivalvia; Venerida; Veneridae
Exons: 5
Coding region: 132-1985 (617 amino acids)
Source: RefSeq, a predicted model, not a curated record
AAGCGGAAACAGAUGAGGCCAUCAUAGAUCAUGUGUCAAUACAUCUAUUAUAUUUUGAGCAAUUAUUAGAUAAAUGUAACUGACAGGUUUCAACUGUGCUCAUUAAAACGGUGGUUUUAGAAGACUCAACAAUGUCAGACAGAGAAGAAUUCGCUAUAGAUAGUCCUGGUUCGAAGGGUACGGGAAAUAGAAUCCAGACCUUUCUAAGUAAGAACAAGACUUUUUUACUCUUAUUGGUGUUCCUUGCCAUUGUUGUCAGCUUCCUAAUUUACUUCGGACACUCCCAAGCAAAGAUUAACAGGGAUUUGACAGAUGCACUUACGACAUCCAAUAGACCUGCUGAGGAAUUACGUGGUGAUGCUCAUGGUGACGUUCUUAUGUCAUCCAACCCACUUGUGGGUAAUUUAUUUGGUGAAGAAGGCAAAGACGAUAAACAAAGACACUAUCUCAAUAUUGGAAUAAUGCGCCAAGAUGGCAAUCUACUAGAAUGCCUAGGGGGAACCGGAUCCUUACAGCUUUCGUUUCCGGAUAUCGAUUAUGCUUUAAUGGGUUACAAUAUAUUGCGUGGUUUUCCUCUUGCAAUUGGACAUGACCCUGGCUUUACGUAUCCAAUAUUUGCUGCCAAUUACGAAACCAAAAAGCAAACCGCCGAUUGCCGCUACAGUGUCCCACAAGGUCUUGUUGUGGUCCCGGACGUGUCGUGUAUUACGUCGUUUACGUCAACAAUCGUUCAAACACAAUACGAGUUUGCAAAUUCACUAUCUGUGUCUGCAAGUGUAAGUGGUGGUGGAUGGGGUGUGAGCUUUUCUGCAAGCGCCGGUUACAAAAAAUCUUCGUCAGAAAUAUCUACUGGAGAGUCAGUGUACAUCAUUUCCUCGGCCAACUGCAAUUAUUAUUUCAGCAAACUAGUCAAGCGGUCACCUCCCCCUCUGGACCCCGUUUUUCUUGGCUGGAUAGAAAGGUUAAGUACGACCGACUCAACUGAUUUGUACUUAGAAUUUCUUGACACGUAUGGCACCCAUUUUCCUACUGAAGUUACUUUUGGAGCUAGGUUUACAUAUGAGCACAAAAUGGAAUCGAAAAAAUACGAAAAAGAAAGUGAGAGUGGAGUCAACGUUGCUGUCUCUGCAAGCUACUCUGGCAUAGUCAAUGUUGGCGGUGGAUUUUCAAUGGAUAAAUCACAAAGAGAAAAGGCAUCUGCAUUUUCAAAAUCAGUGGAAACGAAGACAAUUUCAGUAGGAGCACCACCUCCUGCAAACGGCGACGCGCUUACUUGGGCUUCAACCGUAAAGGACAGUCCAGUACCAUCUAGCUACAAACUUGCGUCUAUAGAGGAGCUGUUUACAGAUAAGUAUUUGGAUGAGACCCAAUUAAGGGUAAAUCUCGCCCAUAUUGCAAGAAAUAUCAAUAAAACAAAACGCGAAUAUUGCCAGAAUAUGAUUUCGAGGGGUGAAGUAGAGUCAUGCCAGACUCUAUCCCCGGGAUUAAUGCUUGGUCGAACAGAACUUCGUAAUUACUAUGAUUCAACAGUUUCAACGUACAAAGAAUGCGUCGACAAUUGUUUGAAGCUCAUCAAAUGCGUUGCAAUUGACUAUUGUGAUACUUGUAAAAGUUAUAGCAAUCAUUAUCAUACUUGUUACAUGUACAGCACAGAUAGGUUUAUAUCUGGAGAGGAAAAUGAGAGUUGGAAAUCCCUACUAAUAAUCGGGAAAUCGAGAAAAAACCUAACGCUCGAAGGCACGGAUAUCAUAGGUACACCAAGACAGAUGAAUGAAGAGGGAGAAGACAAUGUAGAUGACAAAACGAAAGUUAACGAAACAGAAUGUGGACGUGUUUGUAUGGCCGAUGCACAUUGCGUUGCUUACAGCUACUGUGAUUGCGACGAAGUUGAACAGAAAUGCAAACUUUAUAGUUUUGACAACAUUAAAGGAUUUAAGAAAGAGCCAAGAGCAACGACUAUCUUCGUUGCCAAAAAAGAAGAUUAAAACAUUUUACCCUUUGAACAAGUUCAAUAUCAAAACAUCAACGUUUAACGUUGAAAAUUUGAAUUGAGCGUUCACGAUUCUUAUUGUAGUAUACAUUUUAUAUUAAUAUAUUGAAAGGCUUAAAAAGGACAGAGCUAAAAAAAAAUAAUUUAUUGUCUUAAUAAGCAUAUUCUUAGAACGACUGACAUGCAAAGAGACUUCAACAUCAAAGUGCAGUUUAUUAUCCCAAAUGGGCACUAUACAGAGUUCUUUUAAAUUCAUGAAAACGUAAUUAAGUGGUGGUUGUUGUUGUGGUGGUGGUGUGUGUAUGAAUGUGCGUGUGUGUCUGUGCGCGCGCGCCCCAGAGCACUUGAUUACAAGAUGUUUCGUCAUGCACAGCAAGCCAUGACAAACGAACGUUAUCAACUUAAAAAAAGAGAAAAAAAUAUAAUGAUCUAUUUUAGGUGUUCCCCUGCAUGAAUAUUUUGUCUCUGUUCUCUAACUUGAAUAUUUAUUUUUUCGAAAAGCAAUUUAGCAGCAACCGUCAUGUGACAGACACAUCCUUAUAAACAUGUUUUUGUGGUAAAACUUAAGUUCUUAUUUUGUCUAUAUGCACAAACAUACGUUUUUAAAUUUUACAUUCUUUAUCAUGCCAUGUAGACGUUUCAAUGUGGAAUUCACAUUAAAAUUUGGGACAUACGAAAUCACGAAUAUAAAAUCUACGGAAGUGAGAAGGUGGCGACUACGAGAUUACGUUUUAUUACGCUACGGUGGUAGAAAGGAUAUCGGGCAAUUGAGAUAGUCUUUGUUUAAUUUGCAAUAACUAUCUUCUUAAUAACAUAUUUCCAGUUACAGGAAUUUUUAUUCUAACGAUUUAAAGAUAGGAUUGUACAUUUAGCAUUCCUAAUGUACAUGUACUUGUAAUAUUCUUUUAUUGUACAUUUAGCAUUCCUACUGUACUUGUAAUAUUCUUUUUAUAUCUCAUUCUACUGGCAUCAUGCAUAUUUAGAAAUGAAUUUAACAUAAACAGGUCUAUGCGUGUUUAAGUGUGUUAUAAGUUGUGCGUGUUUGUAAAAAAUCCUGUUGUAGAUUUUCACCGCCGACCCAAAUGGAACACAUCGACGAAUAUUCAUAAAACUCUCGGAUUAAAAUAUGGCACCACGUGGUUUUAGAUGUAAACAAAAAGAGAAGGUGUAAUUUAUGUUUAAUUUGUUUAAUGUAAAACGAAUGUAUACAUGAGACAUUCAAAGACAAAUAAAGUCUAUUUCGGUAUAAUGAUGAUUGACAAUUUGUCUGACAAUCAUUAUCAAUUUUAAAUUCCCACUGAUGUACAAAUUAACCAAAUCCGAAUUAAUGUCAACAGUUACACUUUUUGUAACUUCAUUGUCUACAACCAUAAUAAUAAGUAAAUAAAUAAUGUACUUUUUACUUUUAUAUCUAUGAAUUUACUUAAUUUAGGUGGAUUUUUAAUCGAUAUAUUGAAAUAAACUGUCAACAACUCUUAGCAUUACGUUUUAAUUAUUAGUUUUGACGUUAAGUGCUAUUAACCGAUUAACCACAAUAUCAAUAUUAUUGAAAACAAUCAGUGUAAAUCAGUGUAAAGACAAUCGUCUGUAUAGUCUCUAAGCAAUUACAUCUGGCUUAUAACAGUAUUUAAUUAUAUACUUUUGCUAAAGUAUUUGUUAAACGACUUGAAAAAGUCAUACACGUAAGAUCGUUUAGUGAUACUGAAACCACAAGUCAAUUAAGUGAUCACUUUGUAAAAAAAGUAAUUUUUUGGGUGUAUUUUGCCUCGUAGCUCGUAGACUAUAUAUUAUACAUUUCUGGCAGUAAUUGUCAUUAUUGUAAGUUGUCUAGUAUACUUCGAAUCCUAAACAAGCAAAGUUAAACAAGCAAAUGCCACUGUUCAUACCGUUUACGCUAUGGAUAAUAUCCCACCAAUCAUUUCAAGAUCGCGGGAGCUGGAUGAGAAGGGAUGGGUUGGUUAGGAAGGUUUUUUGCAAAGUUUAGAAAAAAGCCGCAGGGUGAGGUAGAUGUACGUUGUUGAAACAAAAGGCACUUUGAAAUGAUCCUGCAGUAUAUAACUGUGUUAUAUACUUUGCCGUUACUUGAUUUUGGACGUUAAGUUAAAUUUUACGGUGCAUUUUCUUCAUUCGGUCACUACAUUUAAAAAGCUCUAAGCUAAGUAUAACAAUAUUCUGUAUUGAACUUUAAAGAGAUGAAUUUUUUUUCGAAUUAUAUUAUUUACUUAUUUGGUUAAAACAGGGCUCUUACGACAAGAUAACAGAUGUUCCUGCACAAGACCUCUACCGACAGAUCUUGUUGUUGUAUAGUUUGAUAUUGGAACAAUCAUUUAAAUCCAUUCAUUUAAAUAGUAUACAUGAAUUGUUAAUGUUUUUCGUUUAUAUGCUUAUUUGUUGAAAGUAAAUAAUGCAAACCUAAGUUAUUAUAUUAACUUGUUUCAAAGAUGAUUUAUUCGGUCUGUAUAAGAGUUACAUUUAUACUUCGAGUAUGUAUAUAAAUGUUUAUAAAAAGAUUAUAUUAUAUUUGUAUCAUCUUCAGUAUUUUUCGCAUGUUAAAAGCACAUAGGGGUAUAAUAACGAUAUUACAUUAAAUGUAAAUAGUU